This is a messenger RNA of Bursaphelenchus xylophilus (pine wood nematode), 541 nucleotides long. The record is from the annotation of a GenBank genome assembly. NCBI's taxonomy places the organism in Eukaryota, Metazoa, Nematoda, Chromadorea, Rhabditida, Aphelenchoididae.
AUGUCCGAGGAUUACAAUUUAUGGACAAAAUGUUUUGCCUGGAUCAAGGAAAGAAAGGAGAAAAUGCGGGAAGAGAGGUAAUGUUAAGAUUGGAUGGGGUUAUGCAGAAAAUAGGUUAGAUAUAAAUGAAGAUAUACCUGAUGUUUUGUGCAAUGAUACGCAAUUACAAUUACGAAAGAGGAAGAGAGGAUAUACUCGGCCAAACAUUCAAGUAAGUACUCAACGGCGUGAUAACUCGGUUUAGAAAAAAUGUGACAUCGAAUGGACGGAAGAAGAAGAACAGACCAUUCAAAAACUGAGCACUUUAAUGAACAGUCAAUUCAGAGGAAAGGUGGAGGUAAUUGCUAAUAAAAGGACAACCGACAAAGUAACCAUGGAUAGACAGAAAACGGUGGAACGGCCGAAGAAUGUGAAAGAAACCAGAAGCAACAGAAAAGUUAGACUUUAUCGAGAUCCAAUUGCAAUAUCCAAGGUGGACUCCCGGAUUAAAAAUUCGAAAAAAAGUUCAAAGCGCAAGGAAGUCUCGAGAAAUAAGAAAUAG